This is a messenger RNA of Quercus robur (English oak), 1069 nucleotides long. Its product is annotated as protein CMS1. Gene Ontology annotation, cellular component: nucleus; 90S preribosome. NCBI's taxonomy places the organism in Eukaryota, Viridiplantae, Streptophyta, Magnoliopsida, Fagales, Fagaceae. The record is from RefSeq and is a predicted model, not a curated record. The transcript has 6 exons. Bases 43 to 870 code for a protein of 275 amino acids.
AGGGAAGGAAAGAUUAGAAGACGCAACCGUUCAGAAGCAGCAAUGGGGAGCGUUAAGACGGAGAAGAGCCGCUCUCUCAAAAACCCUAAAAAUAAGCGAAAGAAACCUCUCGCCCCAACCAACCUUAACAACAAGAAAAAGUCCAAGAAACCCCGAAUCCAAAACCCCCAAACCACCAACAACAACAACGAAAUCAUCCAAAAGGUACAACAACCAGCAUCAGCGUCUGAGCAGCUUAGUUGUUUCCUCAAUCAGUUCCAAUCCGCCAAUGGGGUCCAGCUUUCUUCUCUCGAAUUAGAAUCUCUCAAAGUAGAUACUUGCAUUGUGGAGUUAUCUCAAGACACGGACCAGGAUGUUGAAAACUUGGGGAAACAUAUGAAGGCAGCGUUUGGGACAUCAUGGAAAGAAGUGCUUUGUGGAAAACAGGUUUUGGAAGGGAAAGUAGAUCCUGGGAGUCCAGCACUUCUUGUCGUUAGUUCAUCUGCCUUAAGAGCAAUAGAACUCCUAAGGGGUUUUCGCACGCUGACUAAAGAUUGCCAUGCCGUAAAGCUGUUUUCGAAGCAUAUGAAGGUUGAGGAACAGGUAUCCUUGUUAAAGAAUCGUGUUAAUAUUGCUAGUGGUACACCAAGCAGGAUAAAGAAGCUAAUUGACAUUGAGGCUUUGGCACUUUCACGGUUAGCAGUGAUUCUGCUUGAUAUACACCCAGAUGUUAAGGGCUAUUCCUUGUUUACGCUUCCACAAGUCAGAGAUGAAUUUUGGGACCUGUACAAGAACUAUUUUCAUCGACGACUACUCGAAGGUGAUCUGCGUAUUUGUCUCUAUGGUCCAUUACCAAGUGGCAAUGAAUUUAAGGGUAAAAAGAGUACUUGAGGGAUGAUUAUGUACAAAUUGAGUCAAAUGUGACGCUUAUAUCCUUUUAAUUUUGUUUGAGCCCAAAUGCUUGGCUCCUUUCAAGUUUUGACAACCACCCCCCCUCCUCCUUAACAAGUAGCAGAAAUAUAGAGCACCAUGUAGCUUAUCUAUAUAAAAAUUAGUUAGUAAAAUGAAUUAUUCACUUGUUUCUUCUCUC